Molecule: messenger RNA, 1497 nt
Organism: Xyrauchen texanus (razorback sucker)
Lineage: Eukaryota; Metazoa; Chordata; Actinopteri; Cypriniformes; Catostomidae
Product: steroid 17-alpha-hydroxylase/17,20 lyase
Exons: 7
Coding region: 1-1497 (498 amino acids)
Biological process (GO): hormone biosynthetic process; progesterone metabolic process
Molecular function (GO): heme binding; iron ion binding; steroid 17-alpha-monooxygenase activity
Source: RefSeq, a predicted model, not a curated record
AUGUGCAGCAUCUCUUCAGUCUUCACUCUGUUCUUCUGUGUCUGUGCUGCUGUGCUGGUGUUGGUGAAAUGCAUGCUGGGAAGGCGCUGGUCUUUCAGAGGUGGCAUGUUGUUGCCGUGUCUGCCGAGAGUGCCCGUACUGGGGAGUCUGCUGCACCUGCGCUCUGCUCUGCCGCCUCACCUGCUGUUCACUCACCUGGCGAGCAGGUACGGCUCUCUGUUCGGCCUGUAUAUGGGUCCACACUUCACGCUGGUGGUGAGUGAAGUGAGUCUGGUGAGAGAGGUGCUGCUGCAGCGUGGAAGAGAGUUUGCUGGACGGCCCAAGAUGGUAACGACGGAUCUGUUGACUCAGGGCGGGAAGGAUAUUGCGUUUGCCGACUACAGUCCUCUGUGGAAGAACCAUCGCAGGCUGGUGCACUCCUCGUUUACACUGUUCGGCGAGGGAUCCAGUAAACUCCAGACCAUCGUUCUGGAGGCGGCCGACAGUCUGUGUGAGGAGCUCCGGGUCUGUGGGGGGCAGAGUUUAGAUCUCAGUCCUGUUCUCAUGCGGGCCGUCACGAAUGUCGUGUGUCGACUCGUGUUCAGUUCCUCGUACCAGCCCAAUGACCCUGAGCUCCUAAAGGUCAUGGAUUACAACGACGGCAUUGUGCAGACCAUCGCCAGAGGAGGACUAGUCGACAUCUUUCCCUGGCUGAGAAUGUUCCCGAACAAAGACCUGAAAAAACUGAAACAUUGUGUGACAGUGAGAGACCAACUACUGAACCACAAACUGCUGGAGCACAAGAUGACCCUAACACCUGGAGAGCCGCGUGACCUGCUGGACGCUCUUCUGAUUGGCCAGAUGAAAGGGUCAGGUGGGGAGGAUGACAUCACUGAUGAUCAUGUGCUCAUGACAGCGGCGGAGGCCUUUGGAGCCGGUGUUGAGACGACAUCCACCACCCUACUGUGGACUAUAGCGUUCUUACUGCACCACCCUCAGGUUCAGGAGCGCGUUCACUCUGAACUGGACGAGUGUUUGGGGAAGGACCGCCCCCCUGCUCUGAGUGACAGGUCCAGGCUGCCCUUCCUGGAGAGUGUUAUCUGUGAGGUCAUGCGGAUCCGUCCCGUCAGCCCGAUCCUCAUCCCGCACGUUGCCAUGCAGGACACCAGUUUGGGAGGUCAUGCAGUUCCUAAAGGAACUCGAGUUUUGGUGAACAUGUGGGCGAUCCACCACGACCCCAAACACUGGGACGAGGCUGAUAGAUUCAGACCAGAGAGAUUCCUCGACGCCUCAGGAAAGAGAAUAUCUCCCUCCAGUUUCCUGCCAUUUGGUGCCGGUCCUCGCGUUUGUGUGGGAGAGUCUCUGGCCAGAAUGGAGCUCUUCCUGUUCGUCAGCUGUCUAUUGCAGCGCUUUCACUUCAGCGUGCCCUCGGGGGCCUCCUUACCUGACCUGCAGGGGCGCUACGGUGUAGUGCUACAACCACAACGCUACAAUGUGAGAGUCACACCACGACACUGA